AGCUGUGAGCAACUGUAGAAAAGUUCUUCUUGCUGACUGCAAUCUCACUCGUCACAGCUGUGAAAUUGUGGUCUCAGCUCUACAGUCAUUAAACUCUUCACUCAGAGAUCUGGACCUGAGUAACAAUGACCUGCAAGACACAGGAGUGAAGAUGCUCUCGGAUGCACUGAAGAGUACAAACUGUAAACUGGAGAUACUGCGAUUAUCUGGCUGUAUGGUGACACAGGUUGGCUGUUGUUAUCUGGCUUCAGCUCUGAGGUCAACUUCACACCUGAAAGAGCUGGAUUUGAGCUACAAUUGCCCAGGAGAAUCAGGAGUGAAACUGCUUACUGAAAGACUCAGUGAUCCAAACUGCACAUUGGAAAAACUCAGUGUGGACCAUAAUGAAGUCUUCAGAAUCACACCAGGACUACAAAAAUAUUUUUGUGAUCUCACACUGGAUCCAAACACAGCACACACUAGCCUCUUAAUGUCUGAAAACAGAACAGUGACACAUGUGAACGACGAGCAAUCAUAUCCUGAUCAUCCAGAGAGGUUUGAGCACUAUGAGCAGGUUAUGUGUAAAGAAAGUCUGACUGGACGCUGUUAAACUGGGAGACUGAAUUC
This is a messenger RNA of Cyprinus carpio (common carp), 606 nucleotides long. RefSeq names its product NACHT, LRR and PYD domains-containing protein 3-like. Gene Ontology annotation, molecular function: protein binding. The record is from RefSeq and is a predicted model, not a curated record. NCBI's taxonomy places the organism in Eukaryota, Metazoa, Chordata, Actinopteri, Cypriniformes, Cyprinidae.